UUUGUUCAACUUGCAGGUAUUAUAUAGAAUAGCCAUUCAUAUGUGAGAUUAGCUGAUAUAUACAUUACAAUUAUUAUAUUUAACGUACAGUCCAAUCACAGGUGGUUGUGGCACCUUACUUGGGGAGGGGCUCAUUGUAAUGUCUGGAAUGGAGUAAAUGAACUGGUAUCAAACACAUGACACACAUGGUUCCCAUGUGUUUGAUACCAUUCCAUGGUUUCCAUUCCAGACAUUAUUAUGAGCCGUCCUCCCUUCAUCAGCCUCCUGUGAGUCCACUAUAUUUCAAAAGUAAUUGUAAAUUAGGUGAGGUCUUAUUUUUUUGCAUUUUCAAUUAACCAACACUUUUAGAACAAUGAAAUAUAUUGUUAUUUUCAAGUUGUAUUGAAAUGUCAAUGUGAUUAAGGUUAAUGGGCACUUUUAGAAGAUAGAGAAAAAACUAAAACCUGUCCUCUACAGUUUGAGCUUUUAUUUUGAAGGCUGAAAUCUGUAAUGUCCAUUGUAUUAUGCUGCCAGUAAAAACAUGAUAAACUUUUUCGUAGCAGGUUGUUUUAGGAUAAUUUGCGCAGUAGUUUAUGAUCAUUAAUGUAGCAGGAACAUUGCCUUUUCUCAUUUGGUUAUGUCCCUCCUCCACCGGCUCUCCUUCCUCUCCUCAAACCAUUGGAUGAUAAAUCCAAAGGUCCCACCCCUCUGACCUUCUCCAAUGGGUUUUGAGAAAGAGAUGAGGACGCCAGCACUAUGCAAUUGAGCUCUUCCUCAUGAGAAACAUAAACUGUAUGCAACCUAUAGCAAUGUACUAGUUUCCAGUGUCAUCAAGUCCUCUUUAGACGGAGAAGCUCGUUUCUACUUUUUACAAUACCAAUUUGAUCCACACGUGGAAACACGUUUCGGAAAUGAGCAAUUUUGCCCUACUGUUUUGUUUUGCUUUCUCAACUUUGUCCUCGUCCACAGCGCUGAAGAGGAACGACGAGCCUAUUAUCGGUGUUUUAGCGCAGGAGAUAUACUCGCCUCGACCGCAGAAUGCGUCUUAUAUAGCCGCAUCGUAUGUCAAGUUCCUGGAGUCUGCUGGAGCAAGAGUCGUCCCUGUGAUGAUAAAUAAGACACUGGAAGAGUACAAAACACUGUUCAACUCCAUUAAUGGAAUACUCUACCCUGGUGGUGGUGUUAGCAUCCUCACAUCUGGGUAUGCAAAGGCUGCUAGAAUCUUUUAUGAGCUUGCCAUAGAGGCCAACUCAAGGGGUGACUAUUUCCCUGUAUGGGGCACGUGUCUUGGAUUCGAGGAAUUGACAUACCUGACCAGUGGAAAGAUGCUUCUGUCCCACACCAAUACCAGUGGUGUGGCAUUGCCACUGUUGUUUAAUAACAGAUCAAGAGAGAGUAGGAUGUUCAAGGGCUUCCCAUCAGAGCUCCUGGAUGCACUGGCCUCUGAGCCAAUCACUGAAAACUCCCAUAAAUGGAGUCUCACUUUGGCGAUUUAUAACAGCAAUGCAGACCUUAGGAAGUUCUUCAAAGUCCUGACCACAAGCAGUGAUGGGAUAAACGAGUUUGUGUCAACUAUGGAAGCAUAUGGCUUCCCCAUCUAUGGAACCCAAUGGCACCCUGAAAAGAAUGCUUUUGAAUGGACAAAGCCGUACAUUCCACACUCUCCAUUGGCUGUAAAGAUUACUUUCUUCAUGGCCGAUUUCUUUGUCAAUGAAGCUAGAAAAAACUUUCACAAAUUUGAGGAUGAGGAGGUGGAGAAGAGGGCACUGAUAUAUAACUACAAUCCUGUGUACACUGGAAUCAAGUCAGCCUUUGAACAAAUAUAUUACUUUUGAAAUGAGUGUCUUUUUGAUAUUUUAAGUAGAAAUUGUGGACAAAUAUUGAAUUUUAAAAGCCUGUUAUUAAUAACUAUUGAUUUUUUAAAUAUUAAUAAAGACUUCCUGAAUUGCCAAAGAUGCCCUCUGUGCAUCCUCUGUGACUUCUAGGAAGAUGUUAACCCACUUAACCCCAACAUUUCUCCAAGUUCACCAUCAUUGUAAAGCCCUAGUUAUUUUGUUGCUUGAGUCAUUUCUGAAGAUUAUUUAUUUAAUGUUAUUAGUAAUUUAUUUUAAGAUGAAGAAAAUUAAGAAAAAUCCCACAUUUUCAGGUCAACUCUGUUACUUGAACUGAACUCUUGACCCCCCCGAGACAUUGCAUAUCUCAUUGUCAAGUCAGUGUAAAAGCAGGUGAGCUGGUUCUACUCUUUUAACCCAUGUUCUGGUGUUUGGUGGUGAAAAACUGAGCAGGUCGAGCACAACACUUCAACCAUGUUACCCAUAGAUGGUCAGGCUGGAAAGGUUAUAAUAUAAUCAUAUUUUUUGUGAAGUUUGAAUUCAAUUGCCCCUCCCUGUUGUACAAAACAAGCUUCUAUUCCCCCUGUCACAAAGAAAUGUAUGGCUGAUGUAAGAUGUAUGGCUGAUUUUAAGAUAAGGUAGUCAACCCUGUUACUUUAUUUGGCACUAUAGUUUUUUAUUUAACCUCUUGAGAUGGGGAAAUUUGUUUCAUUAAGUUGAACAUGUGCUCUUUAUGACCAUGUUAAAAUAAGUGAAAUCAAAUAAACAAACUACUCAAAAGGAACCUAUUGGUGGAACGACCCAAAUUAUUGUUCUUAAUGGUACUGAUAUAAACCUACAAUCCUGUUCACUGGAAUCAAGUCUGCCUUUGAACAAUAUUACUUUUUUGUGAGUAUGUAAUUUAACUUGUUUAUUUCAAUAAUUGUAAUGGUAUUUAUGCGGCAACACUUAGAUGUACAUUUCUGUAAAUGAAAAGCUUAAUGUUUGAUUUGUAUAUUUUGGAUUAAAGGUUUUACAAAGAAAGUAGUCUGAGAACAAUAAAGUUGUUUGUAUGA
Molecule: messenger RNA, 2866 nt
Organism: Oncorhynchus masou masou (cherry salmon)
Lineage: Eukaryota; Metazoa; Chordata; Actinopteri; Salmoniformes; Salmonidae
Product: gamma-glutamyl hydrolase-like
Exons: 9
Coding region: 891-1814 (307 amino acids)
Biological process (GO): tetrahydrofolylpolyglutamate metabolic process
Cellular component (GO): vacuole
Molecular function (GO): gamma-glutamyl-peptidase activity
Source: RefSeq, a predicted model, not a curated record